CGAUGAGUGCUCGUGCGUGAUGACGUCAGACGUUACGUCCGCUCUUGGUACGAGUGAGCCAAGAUGGCGGACUCGGUAGCGGCGGGGCUCGGAGACGAAAAUGAGACGGAAAAUGAAGAUAAGGAGAGGGAGAAACUGGCUUUCCGCGCUACGGCCAAGGCAGAAAUAAACAGCGGUGCUUCGGAACUGACGGAGACUUUGGGGUUUUACGAGAAAAAGGCGAAAAAACAGGACAAGCGCAGCGUCUCGGACCUGUCUCUGCUGCGGUUUGUCAGAGCUGAGUUGACGAGAGGAUAUUUUCUGGAACACAACGAGGCCAAAUACACGGAAAGGAGAGAGAGAGUCUAUACCUGCCUGCGCAUCCCCAAAGAACUGGAGAAGCUGAUGAUCUUUGGCUUCUUCCUGUGUCUGGAUGCAUUUCUCUACGUGUUCACACUGUUACCCCUCAGAGUCCUGCUGGCCCUCAUCAGGCUGCUAACACUGCCAUGCUACGGACUCAGAGGCUCUCGUCUCCUUCAGCCCGCUCAGGUGUGUGAUGUGCUGAAAGGCUUCAUCAUGGUGCUGUGUUACUCCAUGAUGCACUACGUGGAUUAUUCCAUGAUGUACCAUCUGAUCCGGGGGCAGUCAGUCAUCAAACUGUACAUCAUCUACAACAUGCUGGAGGUGGCAGACCGAUUGUUUUCGUCCUUUGGGCAGGACAUUCUGGACGCUCUCUACUGGACAGCCACGGAGCCCAAAGAGAGAAAGAGAGCUCACAUAGGUGUAAUACCUCACUUCCUAAUGGCUGUCCUUUAUGUCUUUCUUCAUGCCAUUCUGAUCAUGGUUCAAGCCACCACCUUAAACGUGGCAUUCAACUCCCACAACAAAUCUCUGCUCACCAUUAUGAUGUCCAACAAUUUUGUUGAGAUCAAAGGGAGCGUGUUUAAGAAGUUUGAGAAGAAUAACCUCUUUCAGAUGUCCAACAGUGAUAUCAAAGAAAGAUUCACAAACUACGUGCUGUUAUUAAUCGUAUGUCUUCGAAACAUGGAACAGUUCUCCUGGAACCCAGAUCAUCUGUGGGUGCUGCUUCCUGACGUGUUUAUGGUCAUUACUUCGGAGAUGGCCGUGGACGUGGUGAAACACGCCUUCAUCACCAAGUUUAACGACAUCCCAGCAGACGUGUAUGGUGAAUACAGAGCAAGCUUGGCCUUUGAUCUGGUCAGCAGUAGACAGAAAAAUGCAUAUACUGACUAUAGCGACAGUGUAUCAAGGAGAAUGGGCUUCAUCCCUCUUCCUCUAGCUCUACUGCUCAUCCGGGUGGUGACGAGCUCAGUGAAAAUUCAAGGCGCCCUCUCCCUCGUGUGUGUGAUCCUUUUCUAUCUUGGUAUGAUCACGCUAAAGGUGCUGAAUAGCAUCGUGUUGUUGGGAAAGUCGUGUGUGUACGUGAAAGAAGCGAACAUGGAGGAGAAGCUGUUCCAGUCUCCUCCCUCCGCCACUCCCAGCCGAGCAUCAAGUAGAGCUCAUCAUGCAAAACGCACACGAGAGCCAACAAGCAAGCCAGCGGAAGAGGGCAUAUCUCCGUCAGUUAUAAAUCAACCAGUCCACCAGAUGGAGAGCCCCGUGCCUGAUCUCCCAACCAGCGAAUCGGAUCAGUUCCUCACGACGCCCGACGAAUCGGAGGAGAAGGACAUCACCACCACGCAGGACGGAACAGAACUCGUCCACAGAGCUCCUAAGAAAGACCUGCUGGAGAUCGAUCGUUUCACGAUCUGCGGGAACCGGAUCGACUGACGCUCGACUGUACAGAAUGACGAAAGCUAGAAGGUGUCUACUGGCUUGACCUUUUGACCCUCUGCUUGAAGGAUCAAGGUAGAAAGAGCGAGCAGGAUAUUUAUUAAGAAGCGCACCUAAUUUAUUUAAGUUUCAAACUGAAACACACUCAUCCUAACCUUCUCCUCUGUACCGGACUCGUGGAUAAUUCCGGCCUUCCCAAAGGUCCUCAUGUACUCAGACAGCACCAGGAACAGACCUGGACCUUUCACCAUCCUGACAGACAGAAAGAAAGAGUGACUGAUCACUUUGGGCAACGACUCAACGAAAGACCAAUGUUAAUACGAGGUCAAUCAUGACUAAACUUUAGGUCAUUUUGAAGUGGUGGCUUAAUAUGUGGCUUUUUUUUUAUUUUUCAUGCUAAGUUGCAUUUCCAUAAAGCGCUGAAGUUGCACAUGUUUUUUUUUAUCAUCAUUUUUAUAUGAACAGUGAUUUGAACUCAUUGAUUUUAUGCUUGUGUAGAAAUGACAGAUGAGUAGGUAACGUUUUAUACAAAGGUUCCCUUAACUAACAUUUAGUUACGGAUUAACAUGAAAAACGAGCGUUAGCAAACUAUUCAUAAUGUUAACAAAGUAAAAAGGGCAAGUUAACAGAUGUGUUAAUUGACAUUUGUUUAAACGUUAAUAAGAUGCACCUGCAGUGACCGUUUAUUUAGUCCAUGGGUAAAAAUAAUUCCAUAUAAAUGAGCAGAAAUUCAGUUGUGUCAUGUUCCUAAAUUCAAACUUUGGUCUCUAGGUGUAAAUGUUGGACUUUUACAGUUCUGAUUUUUGCUCAGUAUGUUUUAAUAAGGCGUUUAUUGGUUGUUGUGGGCUUCGUUUUUACACCUGAAUUGUUGAUUUAAUGCGGGUAAAUAUCUGAAACAUCAAUUAAUAGAAGUAUUUAAAUACUUUGUUACUUACAGAUGUAAAAUGUUAAAGUUCAUCAUUGAUGUUAACUGAUGCACUGAAUGUCAAUUACGGGAACCUUAAUGUAAAGUGUUACUGAUAAGUUCAGCAGCAGGUCAGCUUUGUAUAUCUGGAUCCAUAAGACCAGCAUUAGACUGAAGUAUCUUAGUUACUUUAAUUUUCUGAAGCGUCACUUCGGACCAUUUAAAUGAAGCACAAAAUAGAUGUAAAAUAUCAGCUGUAUUGCGCUUUCAUUUUUAAAUUUUUUAUUAUUUUUUUUUUAAGCUAAAAUGUGUUCAUUUCAAAGCAUUUUAUCAUUCAGGUAUUUUUCAUAUUUUUCCGCCAGUCUUAAUUUAGGCCGAAGACCUCGUUAAUAUCACGCAUUACACUUCAAUGCUUGUGAAUUGCACAUUAGUUUGCUAUAUAGACAUUAAAUGUGUAUAGGUUGUUUUUUUUUUAAAAUACAUUCACAUCUGAAACUGAAUUAAAUACUAUAGACAAAAUCCAAUAAAGUCACAUGCAAGUUAAUAGUACACACGAGGUACAUUUAGAACCUGAUUUCAUGUAUAUAAUAAACAAAUAUAUUCCGUCUGAGCCCUUGGGUUAAAAUAUCCAUUCUUGGUUAGAUUUCUUUUAUUCUUCAAACAUCCAACCUGACGUGCGAUUUAUUUUGGCGUGUUUUCAGUCACUGUAUUUUACGUAUUAAGUUCAUACUUUGUGCAUUGAGUUGCUGUGUUUGUUCCCCCUACUUAAUACUUUACAUAUCUAAAUAGAUAUUUCUUUUUAAAUGCCAAACAGAAAUUGCCGUUUGUCAUACCAGUACGGUUUCAGAGAUUCAACAUGAUGCCAAUCACCUCAUGCUGUCUGUUACAGUAAUGCAGUGGUUUUAUAUACCUUUAAUUCUAUGUUGCUGAUUUGCAGUGCUUUCAUUUUUUGUAGGGAUUUCAUGCAACUUUGACUUAAGGGCUGUUUUGUUUGAAUAAGAAGUCUCAUGCACCUGAUCUCCGAGUUACCAAUUUAAAAAAAAAAAAAAUCAACAAAUACAA
Messenger RNA from Ictalurus furcatus (blue catfish), 3739 nucleotides. RefSeq names its product transmembrane anterior posterior transformation 1b (gene tapt1b). Lineage: Eukaryota; Metazoa; Chordata; Actinopteri; Siluriformes; Ictaluridae. Bases 64 to 1770 code for a protein of 568 amino acids. Gene Ontology annotation, cellular component: ciliary basal body; endoplasmic reticulum membrane. Gene Ontology annotation, biological process: maintenance of protein localization in endoplasmic reticulum; positive regulation of cilium assembly. The record is from RefSeq and is a predicted model, not a curated record. The transcript has 14 exons.